UGGAAAAUUGCGAAAGGAAACGAGAGGUGAAAAAACUUUCAACGAUUGCGAAAAAUCGAAAAUUAUCCCGGAAAAGUGCCGUUAUUUGGAGUGUAUUCGGUCGCAAACGGAAGUCCGCGUGCUUCUGCACCCGCGGAAAGUGGAAUCCGGAGCGAAACCAUGGAAUCCAAACGGAAAAGUGAAAUUUUCUUUUCGUCAUUGUAGAGGGUGCGGAAAUUGUGUUACCUCUCUUGUCCUCCCAUUUUUUACCAUAAGCCACCGUCAAUAGCUUCAUCAUCAUCAUCAUAGAAGAAAAUAGCGGAAAAUAGUGCAAUAACGAAAAUAGCAAUUAGUGGAUAAGGAGUGUGGGGCUUUAUUUUUUGCGUAAGUGCUUCGCUAAGUGUGGUUGAAGAGUGGCAAUGAGUAGUUUCGGGACGUCCAGUGGUUCCGACUUGCACUUUAGAGCACUUCCGUAUCUGGACAAAAAGUGGAUCAAGGCCGACGUCGGAACGGCCCUGCGUUGUUCGGAGGAUUUAGCGAAUUUGUGGAAUCAUCUGAUCCAGGAUGAGGAAGUGGUCACUUGUAAGCCCCAGAUUUCGGUUAACGCCUGUGGCGAUGUGGCGUACGCUCGUCCGGAUGGGAAGUACUACUGCGGGCAGCAGGCAUUGAGUUGUGCCUGUUGCAAGGGGGUUUGUAGUGCGACCUCUAGCUGUUGCUGUUCGGGGUGUCAGAUUUUGGAGGUGGAUGAGGGGCCGGUGAAGAAAUCAUCCGGCUCGGGUGCGAGUCCCCAGCAGCAGCAGAAUCAGAACCAGCAUGAUGUGGGGUGCUCCGGGACCAUUCUGGAUUCGUGGCUGUGGAGUCCCAUACCAAGUGCGGAAGAGAAACGUGCCUGCACCAAGAAGCUCAUCGCGGAACAAAGAGAUAUCUGUCUGCAAGCGGCGGCCAAUUGCCUCUCGGCCACACGCACCAAGCAGCUCUUGCACGUCUAUCGGCGGUAUUUCAUUGCCUUGCAACGAUGCAAAUUGGAGGAGAAAGCCGCCCCCGUUGGCGCCGCGGCGGAUGACGGACGAUCGGGAAUCAGUCAGGAGAUGGUGGCCAGCGAUAUCCACGACGCCACCAAGCUGAGCAAAAACCCCAGCUUCGAUCGAACUCCCAUGAAGGACUGUGACAAAGCCACAUUUGGGUUGGCUCGCGUUGGAACCCGUGCUGCCCUGAACUUUUCCUUCGCCUUCCUUCGAAGAGCAUGGCGCUCCGGCGAAGACGUCGAACUGUGCUCAGAGCUCCUGCUGGAAGCCCUGGAAGCUCUACAAACCCUGCCGGAAGCAUCCCUCUUCGACACGUCCCAAAUGUCUACGCUGUGGAUCGAAGUGGUCGAAAAAUCUAUCAAGUUCCUGCGACAGGUUGUGCUCGGCGACAUCAUGGGAGGUCGAUGUUCCGUUCCGAAACCAGAUCGUCACAUUGCGCUGAAUUUGUUGCUGGAGCUGGGCGCACAGAAAGGAACCCUUGGUGGUUCCUUGGAAGGAAUUUCACUGCUGUUAACGCUGCACGAAAAGGACCAGGAGAGCGACGACAAUCGAAGCCCACCGCAAAAUGUCGGAGCACCAUUGGUAUCGCUUCUUAAACGCUACGAGCAAAUCGACAGUUUCGGAUCGUACAGCGCAGUCGAUUCGUUUCAGUUUGGGCCAACCGAAUCGUUUCUUCGUUUUCUAACGCUGCCAGAAAUCGAAACAGCCAACGUGGAUCUGAAACAGGCUGCUGUCAUCAUUAUAAGUCAUUUGGACCGGCUAGCGAAGCCGCAUCUUCCCGCAGGAAACUACUCAACCAAAGUUAACAAGUCUAAUUCACAAAAAAUCUUUACUCUGGGAUGGAGCUCUUGUUCGCCGGAAAUGUACGGAUUUACGUCUGAGACGGCCAGCGGGACCACGCAGCUACUAGGAUCAGUUCCAAGGUAUUCGGCCGCGACAAUUGAACUGCCAACAACCCUGCAGGUGCGCCAGGUUGUUUGCACCGAAAAUAGCAUCUACAUUUUGACAACCAGCGGCCAGGUAUUUUCACUGCACUCAAAUUGUUCGGAGAACAUAGCUCCGAAGCAGUUCGAAGGACUGGAAGGAGUCAAUGUCAUUCAGAUCGCGGCCCAUUGUGAAGGACGACAUGUCAUGGUGCUCAGCUCAGCGAACGAGGUGUGGUCCUGGGGAGCAGGAGAUGGUGGACGAUUGGGACAUGGCGAUACGGUGCCGAAGGAAGCUCCGGCGAUGAUUAUCGGGCUCCAGGACAAACAGGUCUGCGGAAUAUACUGUGGAGCGUCGUAUAGCGCGGCCGUGACGACCGCAGGGGAGUUGUUCACGUGGGGACGAGGAACUUACGGCAGACUAGGUCACGGUAAUUCCGACGAUAAGUUUGUCCCGACACAAGUUCAAGCAUUGAAAUCGUACAAAAUUGUGGAUGUUGCGCUUGGUAGUGGCGAUGCACAUUCCAUGUGUGUCACAGAUAAUGGUCUGUUGUAUGCGUGGGGUGAUGGAGAUUUCGGGAAGUUAGGAAAUGGUUCAUGCAAUGGAUCUCCCAUUCCGAUUAAAAUAGAUGCGCUGGCCAAUGUGUCUAGGAUUUAUUCAGGAUCUCAGUUCAGCGUGGCACUUACCUUCGAUGGAACUCUCUACAGCUGGGGAAAAGGACACGGUGGACGAUUAGGUCAUGGGAAUUCAGAACAUUCCAACGUUCCAAAGCUUGUGCAAACUCUGGAGGGAAAGAAGAUCGUCGAAGUUGCUGUUGGAUCAGCUCAUUGUUUAGCGCUGACAAGUAGCGGUGAAUUGUACGGAUGGGGACGCAAUGACUAUCAGCAAAUUUGCCCUUCAGGUGUUUCACGAGAUCCCAUAAUUCAAAGCCCAAUUCUGACAACGCCACCUACUUUGAGAAUUUCUGGAAUGACUUGUGGGGCAGCUCAAAGCAUCGUUUGGUGUCAUUCCUCUACGCUGGGUGUUGCCUCCAAGAUUCCAUUCGUAGUAGAUCUCAGUGAACAUACAUUCCGAAUGUUGGACCAAUUGCUUUGCAUGGUCUGCGUUAGCCCGGGAGACGUCCGUCAUCCACCGAGUCAGGAAGCAGAAUGCAUAGCCGUGGCAUCGCUCAAUCUUCUUCGUCUCCAACUGCACGCCAUGAUUGUCAACAAUGUUUCUGCUCGCCAAGUCGGCCUCGUAGAAGGCUCUCGUCUACUUGCCAGCCUGAAAUCAAGAAUUUUGAAUCUAGCUGGCGGUCCAGUCGUGUUGAAAACGAUGCAAGAAGCUGCCCAGUGGACUCUCCAAGUCGGAUGGUCAAUCCUUCUACCAACUGCUUCAGAACGUGCGCAAACACUAACCUCGCUUCUCCCGACCGGCCACGAUACGACCACCACCAGCAAUAGUUCCGGCCAUCGCUUCAUGACUGAUCUCCUCGUUGGUUCCCUAAUGGCCGAGGGAGGCCUACAAACUGCCCUUAACCAAGCAAUCAACGCUCAACGCUCGCAAGACUGUACAUCCACUGGAACCCAUCUGUCCCUGUUGCAUUUACUCAAGCAGCUAUUAAGAAACAAUUCCAGCCUUACGCAGGCUCGUCUCGGCCAACUCAUGCUGGGACCUUAUCUUAAGACUGAGGAAGGAUUUUCUUCCCCGGAACCACCCUCGCCUAGUCUAGAUCUACUUCACAAGUUCCAACGGUUACUCCUGUCCUAUAUUUAUCAAUCCAAAGCGGACGAUCUCAGUGGCGCCGAAGCUCUUUUAGAUACCUACAUCCAACAGGUCGUCGGAGCAUGUGUGACCACCCUGAACAAGGCCCAUGAAACAAUUCUGCAAGGCAAGGACGGGGUGGCUGAAAUUCUAAAAAAUGACAUUUCUGAUGCUCUCUUGUACGAGCUUCUAAUCGGACUUGUGCUGAUCCAAAAGGAGAAAUCUCUAUUUCUGUCAUCUUUCGAUUGGAACAAACACUUCAUAUCUCUUCUACAUGCCCUCGACAAUUUUAAUCGUCUGACACACGAGGGAGAGGUGCACGAUUCUGACGAUAUGGGCUGGCCAGGAAUCAUCUGCCGUGGUACGGCCAAAGCCGCACCCAUGCAGGAAGAGACCUUACUCAUCCGCAAAAGCGACAUCGAAAAUCACUGCGCCGAUGGAGGCAAUUGGGUAAUAAUAAACGGCAACGUAUACGACGUCAAGGAUUACCAGACGGAAAAUAUAGCUACGCAAGAAAUUCUUCAAUCCAACGCAGGCAAAGACAUCUCGUUGGAAAUAAGCAAUCCUCAGCACAGGACCGCAUUCGAGUUCAUCACUUCAUUCCUUCGGGUUGGCCGCUUCGCCGUUAACGAGAUAUGUGACAAGGAAAGUCCCCGGCAAAUGACUACCCUUACCCAUUUCCUCUCGGAGUGCAUGUUAGCGUAUCUGCUCGGUCUGCGAAGUAACAUCCUCCAGACUGGAUCUCCGCUUCAACCAGCGGAAAUUCAAUGCAAGAAUUUACUGAAUUCGUCCAUCUUAAGCGGUGGAUUGCAAGUCCUGCAACCGAGCAAUCCCUUCGACGAGGAAAAAGGUGAAGCACGCAGCAGUGGAUCCACCGCAGGUAGCACACCCACAGAUGCUUCAAGCCAAAUCCCCAUCGCUGAUGUUCCACAGAUGGCCAACUGGCCCUCAGUACUGAUAUCACACAGAGUGGAGACCAUGCUUUCGAAUUUGGGCGAAGGUAAGCUAACGGACCCAUUGGUUGCCUCGUGGAUUGCCAUCUGCGAACGAUACUGUAAGGAAAACCACCUGAUUUGGCACCAAGAAUUUCCACCAGAACAUCCUGUCAUGGAGCUGGAACGAUUACUAAUGGGAGUACUCAUUCGACACCAGAAUCUUGGUCCACUUGCCCUGGCCGUCGUCGAUCGAGAACUCAGCGGCAAUUGCUCAAAGCCACCAGUCCCAAUUAUCAACAUCAUCAAAAUCGUGCAUCAAACCAAGUGGGGCAUCGUCAAGAUGCGUCAACAGCUGAACCGUAGCUACAAAGAAGUUUGCGCUCCGAUGAUCGACAAGUGCCGCUUCUUACUGUACGAAAUUCGACCGGCUAUAAGCCUGGAACAACAUGGUCUUACGAAUCUCCACAUCUUACACAAACUGCCGCGGUUCAAAGCGCUCGUUCGAAAGAUCAUCACGGAAAUGCGCGCUGCUAAAAAGCAACUAGAAUGCGCGAAACCCGAAGACAUCCUAAAUGUGACUAUCCAGAGCCAAUUCACAUCCUCAAUUACUAAGAUCCAGUCGCAGGAGAACCUCAGCUGCAAACACAUCUCCACAGAGAACCUGGUCAACGAAAGCCUAAUCAAAGUUGAAAGUUUGGAAAGCUUGACGACGGCUGCGGCACGUGAUCGUUCCUCAUCUCCGGUCAUUCUGGCCGUGCAGAAGCAUGCCGCAUCCGAUGAGAACCUGCUGAGCGUUGCCAGUGUGGACAAUGGAAACGGAGGCGGAGACGCUGCGGAUAAAAAGAUUUCAGUUACAAACGAAGAGAUCAAAACCCCAACAAACGAGCUGAUCGAUUACAACAACUCUAAAAUGAAGAACACAGACGGUGGAGAUGAGUUUAUCAACAACGUGAUCGCAAGCUUGAGUGAGAAGUGUUUGAUUGAGUCCUAUCCGACGGAAUUUAAGAACAGCAUCAGCCAGCAGAUUGUGGAUUUUAUUCUGUACGAUCUGUGUGACGUGGAAACAUUGCGACGAGCAAUGUACUGUCAGAUCCAACGCUACCAAAUUCGCAAACAAGGACUGGUUAUGUUCUAUGAACUUUUGAAGAUUGCUGGUUUGUUCGAUGCUGCACAGUACAACUUGUUCAACGGGUAUCUUGGGCUGCACGUAUCCAACGGGGAAGCGCAGCAAAACACGGAACACAUUCUAGAAAAUCUCAACAUGAUUACGGCCUUCCAGAAGGCGGACAUUCUGAUCGCUCAGGCUAAGAUCAUCGAAUGGGCUGUGGCUGAAUUGCAAAAGUAUGUGAACCAGGAGAAGAUAAACGGGCGACAUCGCAAUCAUGGUGAAAAGGACAACUCCAAUUUGGGGACGUAUGUUUUCCUGAAGAAGUUGCCGAGGGCGCGGUUCCUGUUGAGUAUUUUCGGGAUUCUGUCGCGGACCUACGAGGCAAAUGAACUGAGUUUGCUCAUCAACUCUGGAAUUUUGGGAAGCAUCAUGGGGCUUCUAAGACAGACCGGAGCUGAUCUGCCAAAUAGCAAGAACAACACGGAUAUUUCCGUGAUCUACGAAGAUGUUGUAACGAAUCUCAAAUCAUCCAAAGAAGGAUUGCCUGGACCGGAAUUGGCAAAGUUGAUGAAAAUUGGAACGAGGAUUGCUCGCGGUGCUGAUUGGAAAUGGGGAGAACAGGACGGCCCCGGCGGAGAAGGAAGAAUCAUUAGCGAAAUUGGAGAAGAUGGUUGGGUUCGUGUCGAAUGGGACAACGGCUCAACCAAUUCGUACCGCAUGGGUAAGGAAGGUCAGUAUGAUCUACGGUUGGCAGAUAGUGCGCUGAAGGCUCUCUCCCCGGACAAGGACAGCGAGAAAGAAGACUUCAUCGAUCACCAUCUCUACAACGAGUCUCAUCCCACCAAGCUGCUACGGAACGCAUGCAUCAAAACGCUCCAGAUGAUCUUCGCCUCCGUCGGAAUUCACGCCGAUCGAAUGCAGGAAAAUUCUCUACGCAACGUUGCUUCCAUGUUCCGAUCGAUCCUGACCAAUCGAAUUACAUUCUACAACUUCGGAAUGGAGCAAUGGACUACGAUCGGUUUCCUUCGGGCUAUCUCUUCUUCGAAAGCCCUCUCCAAACAUCUGACAUCACCGGUGUGGAUCGAUCUCGCGUUCGAAAUUCUGAAUUCUGCCAUAACGUGUAAAAAGGACGUUUAUAAGAAAUUGCAUUGCCUAAGAAUGCUACAGUCAACGUUGAUUAACUGGACCAGUGAAGAUACUGAUCGAGUGGACAACAUCAUAUUUAAACUUUUUGAAGUGUUGGGUACGAUUAGCUUGAAUUGCCCAAAUGAUCUCUCACUGUUGAACAAUUCCGCUGAUAUCAAAUCAAGAGUGCUGUACAGUGCAUCCCAUACUGGUACGAUCGCCGAAGAAAUCAUAGUUCUUAUCAGAAAGCUCCAUACACUACCACUGUGGAACGAAAACAUCAACUCAUUCAUUGCGCAAAAACUCUGUCUAGUGGCCGACGUACUUCUCGUGAGCGACCUGGAAAUAAACUUUGAAGGCGAAAAAGCAUCGAUCAUGGGAACUCUUUGCACCAUUGGUGGCUGCGAUUCAAGACCCCGUUUGGGUCUCAAUCUAACACUCGAUGGCGUUCGCGGUACGAUCUCCCGAAUGACUAAAAAAGGAAAAGUGGUCAUGAAUGUCCACGCUUUGGCUGAAACUAAGAAGAUUCCAAUCUUUAAGGUCUCCGAAUGUGCCGACAUUGGAGCUUUCAGUCUUUCAAAGUUAACCAUCAACGAGAUGCUGUUAAAUUCGUGGGCCGUUCUAUUCUACGGCAUAGGUCAAACACCAAUGAACGUAGUCAACAACAUAAGCUCGCCCCUUCUGCAAACUCAACAGAUCAACUUCUCCGCUCUUAAGGCCACCAAAGUUCUAUUCCGGCAUCAGAAUCUAUUGCGAAAAAUAUUACGGCAAAGAUCGCCGGGCGUAACUCGGAGUUCAUCGAAAGACAGCAUAUCCGAUAGAGAUACCAGCCCGGAAGAUGGUAAACCGCGCAGUGAAUCUAACACCUCCGAAGAGUCGCAAGCCUACACAGAGCUGUUGAUCCAAACCAUCCUUUUAAGGGCUACUCAGCCAAGUCCUCUCAAGGCAUGUUACUCGUUCAUGGAGAUGGAAUUAGCCGCUCUAAACAUUUCUCAAAUGUUGGCAAGUCACGUCCAUAAUGAGCUGAAUGCGCCAUCGAAUUCCAACAAGCGAGCCUUCCCGAUCAGCCAACCGACGAUGAUUCACGGAGUUCCGAUCUAUAACAACGAAUCUGCCAUAGAGGAUGUCCAAACCCCAUCCGGAGCGGAAGCUGUUGCUGGAGCGUCUUCUGUGGGAACGAAGAGCGGAACGGCAAGACGUAGUCCUCCCAGUGCGCUUGUUGCGCAAAUCAUGGAAAUGGGAUUCACCCGCAAGUCGGUCGAAACCGCUAUCAAGAGUCUAACGUUGCACACCAACAAUAAGCCAACUGCCGAGCAGGUCGUUCAAUGGAUUCUUGAACAUCCGGAUGUGACGGCAAACCUGGGUGGCAAAGGUGACGACAAUGACGCCUACAGCGACACCGAAAGUGCCAGCUCGGAUACGAUGGAUGGAGGUUCAUCACUGCACGAUUCACAGCAGGUUCCAUUUAAAAUGAGGGAGGACUUUAAAUCGACCGACCAGUAUGCUAUGUACGUGAGAGGACUUAUCUGCCCUGGUAUGCUCGUUCGUUGCUGUCAAGAUUUUGAAGAAAUUCGUAAGGGAGAUAUCGGAACUGUGUUGAAGGUUGAACCGGAAGGAUUACACGAUCUGAAUGUUCGUGUUGAUUGGCAGAUGCAUGAUCGUCCAUAUUGGAUGUGCUUUGUACAUUUGGAAUUGCUGGAAGCGCCACCAUCGGAGAAUAGCACCACAAUCAGUGUUGGCUCCCAGGUUAGGAUACGAAACAAUCAACACUUCCGGUAUCGCCUAAACACGAUUCCCAGGGGAAGUGUUGGUACGGUAACUUCUGUCAACGGAACGGAAGUAACGGUUGAGUUUCCACAGCAAACUCUUUGGAAUGGACAUUUGAACGAAUUGGAGUUGAUCUCCAAUCCGCUGCAUGCCUUAAAUUCCACCGUCGGAGGUAUCUUCGACAUCAUUGACGAUUGGUCCCGGUGCAUUCGAUCUUUGACCGUUUCAUCUAACGAAUCCUCGGCAAAGAAUCUUCUGGAUAGAGGUGCAAAUUCUUGGCAAAGUUCGUCGAACCAAGGCAAACACUGGAUUAGGCUGGAAAUACACGAUCAAGUGUUCAUUCAAACACUCUCGAUCAAUGUCGAUCCGGACGACUACUCGCAUAUGCCCUCAUUGGUCGUGAUCAAGGGUGGCGACACGGUAGCUACUCUCAAAGAACUGCACUGGGUUUCGAUAAAUACGACAGAUGUGGUAGUCCCUCUGUUGAAUGAAUGCAAGCAAUACUACGCGUGGAUAGAAAUUCUGAUCAAGCAGUGUCGCAACAAUGGGAUCCAAUGUAAGGUCCAUGGUAUUAACAUCAUUGGCAAAAGGAAGCAAACGGAUUUAGAGAUGAUGCUGCAAAAUGCUUCAUUCCUGGCUACGGAAAACGAAACGGCCGCUGAACCAACAUUUUCGACUUCAUCGAACUACGCGGAUGAUCAAUCUUUGAACGAAAUAUCUUCCAAAGUUUUGGUUUGGGGUUUGAACGAUAAAGAACAAUUAGGUGGGCUGAAAGGGUCUAAGGUGAAACUUCCGACGUAUUCUUCAGUGUUGAGUCAACUCAAACCGAUUCACAUCGCUGGCGGAUCUAAAUCCCUGUUUAUAGUAUCUCAAGAUGGCAAAUUGUACGCUUGCGGUGAAGGAACCAAUGGUCGGUUAGGUUUGGGUCAUAAUAACAACGUACCUACUCCUAGACAGGUCCCGAUCCUAAAUCAGUACGUUGUGAAGAAAGUGGCAGUUCACUCCGGGGGAAAGCACGCUAUGGCGUUGACACUAGAUGGGAAGGUGUUCUCAUGGGGCGAGGGAGAGGACGGUAAGCUUGGCCACGGCAAUCGGUUGACUUUUGAAAAACCGAAACUGAUUGAGACGCUUCGUACCAAGCGAGUACGAGACAUUGCUUGUGGAUCGAGCCAUAGUGCAGCGAUCACCAGUUCUGGAGAGUUGUACACCUGGGGACUAGGAGAAUACGGUCGACUGGGCCAUGGAGAUAACUGUACGCAAUUAAAACCAAAGCUUAUUGCAAGUCUUCAAGGACAUCGGGUAGUACAGGUCGCAUGUGGAAGUCGCGAUGCGCAAACACUGUGCUUGACGGAAGAAGGUUUGGUGUUUUCCUGGGGUGAUGGAGACUUCGGCAAACUUGGCCGUGGGGGAUCUGAAGGCUGUUCAGUGCCCCAUCAAGUUGAACGGCUAAAUGGUGCGGGGGUGAUGCAGAUCGAGUGUGGUGCUCAGUUUAGCUUGGCCUUGACCAAGUCCGGUGAAGUUUGGACCUGGGGUAAAGGUGAUUACUACAGAUUGGGUCAUGGAACCGAUCAACAUGUUAGGAAGCCUACUCCCAUCCAAGGACUUCGUGGAAAAAAGGUCAUUCAUGUGGCGGUUGGGGCUUUGCACUGCCUGGCGGUUACUGACAGUGGACAAGUUUUUGCUUGGGGAGACAAUGAUCAUGGGCAACAAGGUUCUGGAAACACAGUUGUAAAUAAGAAACCCAAUCUUGUGCUUGGUUUGGAUGGAGUUUUCGUCAACCGGGUCGCAUGUGGAAGUUCGCACUCUGUAGCAUGGAGUUUACCUCAAAAUCCAUCGGAAAAAGACAAGAAGGAACCAGUGCCGUUUGCUGUCAGCAAAGACCCUCUAGGCAGCCAUAGUUUGGGAAUCUACGCUUCUGAUACGGAACCUACAACUGCUCAUCCUCAGGUUGGAACUGCGUCCACUAAGCAGCAGCGACCUUCACUUUCAGAAAGUGUUCUCUCCCUGGAAACAUAUGGCGCCCGUCAAGCUGCCUUGUCCCAUAUACUGAACGCAAUGAGCAUCCUGCAAGCGAGAUCCUGUAUCAUUGCUUCAUUGACCUGCCAUUCACAAUUGACGGCGCAUGACAAAACCCUCGGUGCAUUCAUGGAGACUCGUCCCAUUACACCCAUUUCGGAAAAUGACCUAAUUGAGACCAAAACCGACACCGUUGUCACCAACCCUCAAAAUGAAGUGAUCGCCCAAGGCGGCGGUGAAGGACCUGCUGAUGCGUCUGGAUUGUCGACUAACGACAUCAAUGACUGCGAUAUUCCCAUUGUAUCCGGGAUGAACAACACUUUGAACGCGUAUCGUAGCCUGACGGGAUCAUUGUCACUGUCGGCGUCCAUUUCCAGCUGCAACGCCACCCAACGACACUCCAAAAUGUCGGCCAGUGCGAUGUCCGUUAUGGCUGCCACCAUGACGCAUCAUGACGAGAUGAUGAACGAAGUUCCGAUCAUCAGCGGACUGGACGAUUUCACCGCCCUACUGGGCGAAUCGGAAGCCAAACACCUAAUCGAGCUGCUCAAGUUGAGCGUAUCGGGUCGAACAGGGCCAGCAAACACAUCGGAAACCAUUGCCACCACGUUGAUCGCUUUAGCUAAGGGAAGUACGCCGAUCGCCAAUAUGUUGAUCGAAACCUGCAUCACUGAGCUUGAGGAUUUGUGCACCUCGCGGCACUCCUUGGGCAAGCUACCGAAAGCAGUGGUUCAGGAGACUAGCCAUCCGUAUAUCGAUGAUAUAACAUUAGUGGGCCACGUCAAAAUCCCCGGUGCCGAAGCACUUCGCAUUGAAUUCGAUAGCCAAUGCUCAACGGAACGUCGCAAUGAUCCCCUCAUUAUUAUUGAUGGUACAGGACGAGUAGUAGCGACACGUUCUGGUCGUGAAUGGGCCCAGUGGGCACCAGAAAUCCGGAUUGCCGGUGACGAAAUGCGUUGGAAGUUCACGAGUGAUAACUCUGUUAAUGGAUGGGGUUGGCGGUUCUAUGUCCACGCAAUCAUGCCAGAGUCCUAUCUCCAAGAGCUAGGAUCGGAUCGUACUGUACUCUCACAGCCGUCGAUCGCGAUGGUUAUGGGUUUGCUUGAGUCAUCGUUGGUUCCCCACAAUAGCAAUACCCUAAUAAGAUUGACGUCUGCACUCUCUCAGUGUGCUCAACUCAGCUCAUUGACUGUGGCCCAGAGAAUCUGGGCUUUGAAGAAAAUGCAUCAAUACCUAACAUCUCGGGAAGCUCCUCGCGCACUUGAGCCUUCUGUAGUUGAAAUCCUCAGUCCGUUGAUUCCGAUCAUACUAAGGCAGUACGAAUAUGAAGAACCGCAGGUCCGCACCGGACUUCACUUGAUGCAUUCCGAAUAUUUCAAAACCUUGGUGGCCUUGGCUUGUGAUAUGCAACUCGACUCGCUUCUACCGCACGGUGAUGCCCACAAGUGGGCGUGGUUCCGUCGCUACUCCUCCGCUGUUCGAGUAGCUCAAUCGCUGAUUCGCCGAGUGACGUUACCGCCAACCUUCACUCUCGAAGUUCGUAAAAAGCUCGUUGAAAUAGCUUCACCUGCAACAAACCCCUCCCUGCCCAAUACUGGGGCAAAUAGUCUCACCAGUAGUCACUGUUCGUUGGUCCAACACACCAAUAGUGGUUCCAGUCUCAGUCAACAAGGUUUCGAUUUGGGUUCCGCCACAGGGAGCGAAAUCGAAUCGAUCGAUACCUCAAAGUAUUUGCAUGAGGACCACAACUACUUUACACCGCAGUACGAUUCACAGCUGUUGCAGUGGUUCAACAGACGGCCAGAGGAUUGGGCGUUCUCUUGGGGUGGAGCUAGUACCAUUUUCGGAUGGGGUCACAAUCAUCGGGGACAGUUGGGAGGUCUGGAUGGCAGCCGGAUUAAGAUGCCUACACCGUGUGAAGCGUUGAGUUUGCUGAGACCUAUCCAAAUUGCCGGAGGAGAGCAAACAUUGUAUGCGGUCACCCCGGAUGGCAAGCUGUACGCAACGGGUUACGGAGCUGGUGGACGGCUGGGAAUCGGUGGUACAGAUUCGGUGUCCGCUCCGACAUUGGUGGAGUCUUUGCAGCAUGUGAUCAUCAAGAAAGUGGCGGUAAAUUCUGGAGGGAAACAUUGCCUGGCAUUGUCAUCGGAUGGAGAAGUAUUCUCGUGGGGAGAAGGUGAAGACGGUAAAUUGGGUCACGGAAAUCGGGAUAGUUACGAUCGACCGAAGUUGAUCGAGGCGUUAUCCGGAAUCGGUGUUAUAGAUAUAGCGUGCGGAAGUGCUCAUUCGGCUUGCAUAACAUCGCAGGGGCAUGUUUUGACCUGGGGUAAAGGGCGAUAUGGUCGAUUAGGUCACGGAGAUUCUGAAGAUCAAUUACAACCAAAACUGGUGGAGGCCUUGUUGGGUUAUCGAGCGAUCGAUAUUGCAUGUGGGUCAGGAGAUGCCCAAACGCUGUGCAUAACGGAUGAUGAUAAUGUGUGGAGUUGGGGUGAUGGUGACUACGGAAAGUUGGGUCGAGGAGGUUCUGAUGGGUGCAAGAUCCCGAUGAAAAUUGAAAGUUUGGCGGGUUUGGGAGUUAUAAAAGUGGAGUGUGGAUCGCAGUUUUCGGUUGCAUUGACACGAUCGGGAAGUGUAUAUACUUGGGGCAAAGGUGACUAUCAUCGGUUGGGUCACGGCAACACGGAUCACGUCCGUCGUCCAAAGAAGGUGGCAGCCCUACAGGGGAAAAAGAUAAUAUCGAUCGCAACGGGUUCGCUGCACUGCGUAGCUUGCAGUGAUUCGGGAGAAGUGUUUACCUGGGGUGAUAACGAUGAAGGCCAACUGGGAGAUGGCACGGUAACAGCAAUUCAACGACCAAGACUGGUACAAUCUCUGCAAGGCAAACAUAUUGUUAAGGUGAUUUGUGGUUCCGCCCAUACGUUAGCGCUAUCGACAUAUCAAUUGAGUGAAGCCGUCCGACCGCCACCAUCCCCUCCGUUGGAGUAUGACCUUGUAAGAGACAUUUCUCCGGAGGUUCUCCAUGCUAGAUUAGUGUUACUGCAUCACUUCUCUGAACUGGUGUGCCCUUGUUUGGCUAUGCUCCCGAUCAGUGGUGAGCUUUCGCUUGGUGCUUUGAAGGACAUUCUGGUAUACUCGAUCAAGGAAGCUGGCUUCCGAAAAGUCAUUCAAACGACCAUGGUACGUGAUAAACCUCACGGACCGGUGAUCGAACUUAACCGGAUACAGGUCAAGCGAUCACGCAUGCGCUCAGGUAACGGAUUAGCUGGGGUUGACGGAAUGAAGAGCGUAUUCGGACAGAUGGUGCAGAAGCUGCCACUUUUGACCCAGGAAGCCCUAUCGAUGCCCCACCGUGUCUGGAAGGUGAAAUUUGUGGGCGAAAGCGUCGACGAUUGUGGUGGUGGAUUUAGCGAGUCGAUCGCUGAAAUGUGCGACGAGUUGCAGAACGGUAGCGUACCGUUAUUGAUUCAGACACCAAACGGACGUGGAGAAGCUGGUGCUAACCGGGAUUGUUUCCUGUUGGAUCCGACGCUAAACUCGGUGCUUCAUAUGAACAUGUUCCGAUUUUUGGGAGUUCUGAUGGGAAUUGCUGUACGGACAGGAUCACCGUUAAGUUUGAAUUUGGCCGAACCGGUUUGGAGGCAGCUGUGCGGAGAAGUGCUCCGUCCGUCAGAUUUGACCGAAGUUGAUCGUGAUUACAUCACUGGGUUGCUUUACAUUCGGGAUAUUGAAGACGAUCUGAAGGUUUUCACGUCGAUGGAGCUUCCGUUUUCUACGCCAUCGGCGAAGGGUCAUGAGGUACCCUUAUCAACAAGGUUCACGAAAAUCACUCCGGAUAAUCGCAGCGAGUACGUCAAACUAGCCCUGAAGUAUCGCAUCCACGAAUUCGACGAACAAGUCAAAGCCGUCCGUGACGGUAUGUCCAAGGUGAUUCCAGUGCCGCUGCUAUCGCUGUUUUCGGCGGCUGAACUGCAGGCCAUGGUUUGCGGUUCACCGGAUAUUCCACUGUGUUUACUUAAAACUGUUGCCACCUAUAAGGGAGUGGAGUCGACGUCAUCUUUGGUGCAGUGGUUCUGGGAAGUAAUGGAAGAAUUCACCAAUCAGGAGCGGUCCCUAUUCCUACGGUUCGUGUGGGGCCGAACGAGGCUUCCCCGUACCAUUGCAGACUUCCGUGGACGAGAUUUUGUCCUGCAGGUACUGGACAAGUAUAAUCCACCGGAUCACUUCCUACCGGAGAGCUAUACCUGUUUCUUCCUGCUCAAGAUGCCCAGGUAUUCGUGUAAGGCUGUUCUUCAAGAGAAGCUAAAAUAUGCCAUCUACUUCUGCAAGAGCAUCGAUACAGACGAGUACGCCCGGGUAGCAAUGGGUGAUCCAACGGAAGCGACCGGCAGCGAAGAUAAUAGUGAAAUCGAAUCGAUUGCUUAAACUAUGCCCUUCUAAACUCGUGUGCCUCUGCGAGCUUAUACGACUGAUCAUAAAAUUCUAACGAACAGAAUCCUCAAGAAGGUGUACUCUCGUAACGAUCGAAACGUUCUAGUAGGUACCUAAAAGUCAUCCUCAUCGACUAUCUACGCGACUUUGAGUAACCGCAAUCUACAAUACCCCUGGGUAUGUAAAUCCACCAAAAAGCAAACCGUGCUGCACGGCAUGAAUUAACAAGUGUUAUGAAUGAAAUGCAUUUAAUUGAACUCAUAAAUAAUAUUGAAGAAACACCGAACUGUUGAACAUUAUGCGAGUGAAUCUGUUACUAACAUACCUACCAUGCACACAUGAGAACAAGAACCGCUGCACGGCAUUCAUAUGUACCGAUAUUGGUAUGAACUGUUUUUCUAUUUUGCCACCAGCUUUUACACGAAACCUUCGAUUACCUACCAACUAACGAUAAGUGUACUAAUGAUAAGAUUUUUUCAUUUCUUGAAAUUCCACUGAACGAAUUGUUUUGAUUUUUUUUAUAGAGAGCACUUUGCGCUACCAGGCUUGAACAAAACUGUAUACAUUAAACAAUGUCCAAGAGUGCACAUAGACAUUCAGAUACAAUUUGUUUAUAAAUGAAAGACGACAGGAAUUAAAGAAAGAAAAUGUGUUAGUUCUACAAAGUUUGGAGAUAUGCUUUGACUGAUUGAUGAUCAUAAGGAAAUCAUUGUUAUGGAAAACUUAAGCGAAAUAUUCGAUUGCUUCGGCGUAUCGGCUUAUAACAUCGGAUGACACAUCAGAAUAGGUAGAUUGAGUACGCUAUUAUUUCGUUGGUUGGACAUAUCUAAACAAAUUGAGACCUGCUUUUUGAAUAUUUAUAGUUUGACCACCUACUCCCAUUUUGAAGCAAUAUUUGUUGCGUUUUUCGUAAUCUAAAAGUAUUUGAAAUCACCAUAUGAUUCUGACCAUUUUUUUGGUUUUGCGCGUUUCAAGCAAAACCUAAUUGAUAAUAUUUAGCAAUGUUUCGAAAUUGAUUGGAUUCUUAAUUUGUCGCAUACAAACCUUUAAUACAUUUACGUACACCCAGGUUUUUUUUACACGGUUUGGUUUUGGUCGUUUAAGACCUUCAGGGUCAAUGAAGCAAUGAGUUAACCCCAGCAAAAAAUUCACAAAAAAUCAAAUAAAAUUCAGGGGGUAUUUGAAAAGCUGUAAAAGUUCAGGUUAACCGAGAAAUUAAUGAAUUCCAACCGCGUAAAAAAAAUUCUGGUUGUACUCCGAGAGGCAAAUACUAGUCAGACAAAAAGCUCAUACUAAUCAACAAGACCAGUAAUCUAUUUUUGUUUUGAAUCGUACCGCAUAUUAUUUCUUUUAAUUCAAACUAACUGAUCAGAAAAUUAUUUUGAGCUUUUUAGUGGAAUGUCUUCACUUGUCAUAAGACGAGUUAGUACAAUCCCAUUGAAUUCCACCACUUAAUUGUAUCUUGACAGAUACGUAUUUCGACCUCAAAUGUAAGGCCGUCUUCAGUGUCUCGUCAAGGAUGUUAUCGAUCAUUUAGUAAUCUGCGUUCGAUCAUUUAGUAGUUUGUCUAUAACUCAUUCCAGAGGCUGAAUUCCAAAAUGUGUUAUACGGUGGACUUCUGAUGCGAAGGUUUUUCUAUAUAUCUGCCUAAUAUAUCGAUGUUUCAAUUCCACCAUUGAAGGAGUUACAGUGUUAGUUGCAGUGACUUAUACCAAAUGAUAACAAAAUUCCAAUCAUUCAGUAUAAGCUACUGCUACUAGCUCUAUAGCUCUAUUACCAGUAUAAUUGAAACAUCGAACUGUUAGGCAGAGUUGUAGAUAAACCUUUGAAUUAGCAGUCCACCAUACUACACAUUUUGAAAUCUAGCCUCUGGAAUGUGUUAUUGACAAACUACUAAAUGAUUGAACGCAGAUUACUAAAUGAUCGAAAACAUCCUUGUGUCUCGUACUUGACUCGACUCGAGUCGAGUCAAGUACGAGACACUGAAGACGGCCUUACAUUUGAGGUCGAAAUACGUAUCUGUCAAGAUACAAUUAAGUGGUGGAAUUCAAUGGGAUUGUACUAACUCGUCUUAUGACAAGCAAAAAAAGGGUCAAACUAACUGUUGGAAACAGCGAUCGGAUACUUCAUUAAUAUGAGAAUUUAAAAUACAAACUAUGCCAAUUCCACUUAAAACAAUCUAUUUGAAUCUCAUUUUAUAAUAUUUGUUCAAAUGAAUGAAAUUAUAACUACAAUCCUGCAGUAAUGAAUUUUUAUUAGAAGAACAUCUAGAAACAUCGUAGAUCGGUAGUCCCUUUCGAAACAUUGCACAUCAGUAGCACCUUGAAUGGGUAAAUGAUCAUCUCCAUCAAAUACAAGCAUCGUCGAAAAUCAAACAUUCCUAACGCUAACCUUAUUAGGAGAUAUGAAACUAAAUUGUGGAGUUCAUCAAAUUGAUAAAAUAAAAGUUAUAUGUAGACUGUAGAUCCGUACUGAUAUUCGCAAACUACUUUUAUUAUUAGGGCAUAUAACUUAAACUCAUACUUUUAGGGCAACUAAACAGCAAAACAAAAUCGCUAGGAAAGUACACUAGGAGGCUACAAAGGUCUUGAUUACUGCUUUUUGUAGAUAAUUCCCAUCAUCCGAGCAACAGCGUUAGAUAUUUUGAUCACGUUGCUGCAAUAGUUAAAAAGUAGGUCACCCUACGAAUUGGCAGCUCAGUUAUUUAUUAAAAUCAAAAUGCGCAUAAUUUAUUCAUACAUCACCAUCACACUUUGCCGUUCAGUCACUAGUUUUUGAAUUUUUCGUUUGUUGAGCAGUUGAAAAAAGAAAAUAAUAAGAAAAAGAUUUACAACAGCUAAAUGUCUUUCUUUGAAAAAAAUAAAAAGUCGAUUCAGCUUUAUACCAUUGUAGCUUUAUUAGUCGAAACUACUUUGCGUGAGUCCGUCUAUGAUUAGGUUAGGAGAAGUUUAUCAAGUUUGAUCCUAGCAGCAGGAAAUUUGUGCUGGGUUCUGAACUGCAGCCCUCACCCUGUCACUAGCUAGCUUGUAGGCGAAGUUGCGCUACAGUAUAUUGUUCCUUUAUCUGUCGACUGAAAAUGAGCUCGAUUUUUUUU
Molecule: messenger RNA, 18144 nt
Organism: Armigeres subalbatus
Lineage: Eukaryota; Metazoa; Arthropoda; Insecta; Diptera; Culicidae
Gene: HERC2
Product: probable E3 ubiquitin-protein ligase HERC2
Exons: 12
Coding region: 399-15044 (4881 amino acids)
Biological process (GO): protein ubiquitination
Molecular function (GO): protein binding; metal ion binding; ubiquitin-protein transferase activity
Source: RefSeq, a predicted model, not a curated record